Messenger RNA from Ilyonectria robusta, 1392 nucleotides. RefSeq names its product fumarate lyase. Gene Ontology annotation, molecular function: catalytic activity. Gene Ontology annotation, biological process: 3,4-dihydroxybenzoate catabolic process. Lineage: Eukaryota; Fungi; Ascomycota; Sordariomycetes; Hypocreales; Nectriaceae. Bases 1 to 1392 code for a protein of 463 amino acids. The transcript has a single exon. The record is from RefSeq and is a predicted model, not a curated record.
AUGGCAUCCACGGCAAUCGACUCUGUAAUAUUCCGCGACAUCUUCAGCUCGGAGGCGAUGCGCCGCGUCUUCACCGACGAGCAUCGUGUGCAAUGUUACCUUGAUAUCGAGGCGGCACUGGCACAAGUGCAGGCCAAAAUCGGACUCAUUCCCCCACAGGCUGCCGAUGAGAUCGCAGCCAAAUGCACACUCGACAGUAUUGACAUGGCAAAGCUGAAGAUCCAAACCGAGUUGAUCGGCUAUCCCGUCCUGCCAGUAGUGCAGCAGCUGGUAGAUGUCUGCUCGAAUGGUUUUGGGGAAUAUUGCCAUUGGGGAGCGACCACCCAGGAUAUCACCGAUACGGCCACCAUGAUGCAGAUCCGAGAGGCACUCGCUCUGGUCGAGCAGGAUCUAAAAGCAAUCGUCGAUUCUCUGGUCGGCCUCGGUCGCCGUUACCGCGAUACGCCGAUGGCAGGGCGCAGCAACCUCCAGCAGGCGGUCCCCAUCACCUUCGGCUACAAAGUCGCUGCCUGGCUCUCCGCCAUCCAGCGUCACCAGCAGCGGCUGGCAGAACUGCGUCCAAGGGUGCUUGUAGGCGAGUUUGGCGGUGCUGCCGGUACCCUCGCUUCGCUGGGCGACGCUGGAAUGAGAGUUCAAGAAGGGCUCAUGGCAGAACUCGGAUUGGGCCAGCCGGAAAUCGCCUGGCAUACCGCUCGCGACCGCAUUGCAGAGGUCGGCUGCUUCUUGGGACUGGUGACCGGGACUCUGGGCAAGAUUGCAAUGGAUGUGAAGCUGCUAAUGCAAACCGAGGUCUGCGAGGCCUUCGAGCCCUACACAAAGAAUCGCGGCUCCAGCAGCACCAUGCCGCAGAAGCGGAAUCCGAUAUCCUGCAACUACAUUCACGCCUGCACGGCUAUGGUCCGCCAACUUGUGCCAGUCCUUCUGGACGCCAUGGUCGAGGAUCACGAGCGCUCCACCGGCCCCUGGGAAUCUGAAUGGAUUGCCGUGCCUGAGAUUUUCCUGUUGAGCUCUGGUGCCCUGCAACAGGCACGCGCGCUCCUCACAGGCCUGGAGGUGGACACCACACGCAUGCGUUCCAAUUUGGACAUCACCAAUGGUCUAAUCUGCGCCGAAGCCGUCAUGAUGAGCCUGGCACCUCAUCUCGGCCGGCAGCGAGCCCAUGACCUGGUCUAUGAAAUCAGCCGACGAGCCAUCGUUAGCGGACGCCCAUUGCUCGAUCUGUUGAUGGAGAUACAGGAGAUUUCUUCUGUCCUGGACCGAGCCGCUUUGGAAAAGCUGCUCGAUCCUGCCGAAUAUCUUGGUCUAUGUGGCGAAAUGGUCGAUCGAGUCCUGGAUCAUACUAAUGGAGCCGGACCAUCCGCAGUUUCAGUGGCCUCUGCGGAAAGGGAGUAA